This is a messenger RNA of Daphnia pulex (common water flea), 1691 nucleotides long. RefSeq names its product 39S ribosomal protein L33, mitochondrial-like (gene mRpL33). Bases 174 to 398 code for a protein of 74 amino acids. NCBI's taxonomy places the organism in Eukaryota, Metazoa, Arthropoda, Branchiopoda, Diplostraca, Daphniidae. Gene Ontology annotation, biological process: translation. Gene Ontology annotation, cellular component: mitochondrion. The transcript has 4 exons. The record is from RefSeq and is a predicted model, not a curated record.
AUGUGUUGUCGUCUGCUUUUUUUCUGAAACACAUUGGAAAAAAGCCUGUGUUUGGCGUUGAAUUUGCUUUUGAAUAUUUUUGUAAAAAAUCCCAAUUUUCUUAAAAAAACCAUUAGAAUAUUCACUUAACAAAACCAGUUAACCACUAGAAAGUUGUAAAUCAUCAGUUCAACAUGCUGCUUACUAGAGUUCUGUUUGCUAAAAAAGCUAAAGCCAAGGACGUCUUGGUCAUGUUAGAAAGCAUUGUUUCAGGACAUAGGGUUAACCUGAUUCGACCAAGAUUAGAUGAUAAAUUGGAAAUUAUACGUUUUGACCCUUGGAUUAGGACCAUGUGCAUAUAUAAGGAGAAAAAGAAAGUUCGUAAAAACUUUUUCACACACUUUGACUUGAAAUUUUAAUGCCUUCCUCUUCCACGCCACUGCGGCUUCUGAUCUUGAUUCCACGAGUUUCCUCCUUGAUUCCAACCACCUUGGACUCGGCCGCCUCCUCUUUGACCUCCACCACCACCAUCGCGAUAUCCACCUCUUCCACCUCCAUCCGGUUUACGUUUCUGCCAUCCGGGCAUUUCGGGUGGUGGACGUCGGUUUUCAGUAGCACGACCACCUCGAUCAGGAACCUUUCAUAACGAUAAUUUCAUUUAAUUAAUAGGAAACUGAUGUGGCGCAAUCAAGUUAAAGCCUACCUCGCCAAUGAGCAUUCGUUGAAGCGGAGUCUUCGUCUUCUCUCUAACGGAGGCGCUACUUGUUUUCUCCUCAUAAGCAACAUCCUCUCUGGUAAUAAAGAUGUUUCAAUAAGCAUUAAGAUAGAUUCUAGUUUUCCAGCGAGACAGAUAAACAUAUUUACUACCUAGCGGAUAGCAAGCGACUGAUAUUCACAUUGGGCUCUGCCAGCAUGCUAGAUCUCAAGGGUUGGAAAAUUGCCGAUACUUCAUCCAUUUUACUUUUAACACUCGGAGACCACUAAAUACCAAAGAACGUCUCGUCUUAAAAUGAGUAGGUUUUCACAAUUUUUACUUGGUUCUUACCGUGAACGAUAGGACUGUCACAUCAAGCCGGGUUAGCAACAUUUCUCGUCUUAGUUUAUAGUCCUUGUUCAGUUCUCCCAAAAGUUGGUGAAGCUGACUCCAUUGUUGCUCUGUCAGUGAUGUUUUCAGUAGAGGAGAUCCUGGAUAGUCUUUUGGGGCUGUUGAUAAAAUUUCUCGAAUCUUGACGGCCAUUUUAUUGAAAAGUUGCUUGGCAGAAAUAUCAGAAGGUGGUUUGCUAAAGCCCAAAGUCAUUAAUGCAGAUUUUAGUUUUUCAGCUGUUGGGGUUUCCUAAAUUGUAGAAAUAUAUGAGUCACAGCAUUUAAAGGACAAACUUGUUUAAAUAUUUACAGAUUUUAGGGAACAUUUUUCCAGUUGAUUUUCAAGAUUAUUCAUCAUUGCAGCUUGGCAUUCAGAAAUGAGAAAGUUUAACAGUUUAAAAUGAUUUUCUCUAGCUGUAAGCCUCAGGGCAGGGGGUCCAUCCAUCAAAACGCUAUAAGGACAAUCUGUGCAUGUGAAAUGUUACACAUUUUGUCAAUUGAAAGAGUCCCUUUUAAGAUAUCUUACAGAGUUCUUGUAAAAGUCCAGCCAAUUCCAUACAAAACAUCUCUCCCUCUUCUGGCUUUUCAAUGGCAUUAACCAUAUCUUCGAGUUGGCAAAGUGAUCCUAG